UUGACGGUCAGCAAAAUGAUUUAGCUGGACAAAAGAGGAGAGGUAGAGAUGCCACCUCUCCACACGAAGGAAAACACGGCCAAAUCCCCAACAGCAACACCAACAGCAACAGCAACUAGGGAUCGUAACAUUCCUUCCUUCUCUAACCCUCUCCCGUCUCCCCUCUCUCCUCCUCCACGACCUCCCCUUUCUCCUCCCUUCGAUUUGAUUGCUAUCCUAUCAGUUCUGAUCGGUCCGGGGCCAUCCAGCUGAACUUUAGGGUUCCUGGUGCGAUUGGGCUGGGGGGUUUUCGGGGUCCGCGGGAAGUGAUGGAGUCCGAGGACGACAUGCAUGACGCCAAUGACCUGGAGUCGUUCGACGACGAUUUCUAUAGCGGCGACACCGGGAUGGGGAGUGAUGACGGCGACGAUUUCGAUUUCGUCGACAACGAGUCGGAUGGCUCCGAGGACAUCGCCUAUCACCGCCAGCAGCAAAACUAUACUAUAUUAAGUGAAGCUGAUAUAAGACUGCGCCAGGAAGAAGACAUUAGUAGGGUAUCAACUGUGCUUUCAAUACCAAGACCAGAUGCAUGCAUUCUUCUACGCCAUUAUCACUGGAGUGUUAGUCGAGUGAACGACGAGUGGUUUGCAGAUGAACAACACGUUCGAAAAAUUGUUGGUCUGUUGGAAAAGCCAGUCAAAAUGCAGAACCAUAGAGAACUUACUUGUGGGAUUUGUUUUGAGAACUACACUCAAGACAUGAUGACUUCUGCUGCUUGUGGUCAUCCUUUUUGUGGUACUUGCUGGAGAGGUUAUAUUGGCACGUCGAUAAGCGACGGCCCUGGAUGCUUAAUGUUGAGGUGUCCAGAUCCAUUAUGCAGCGCCGCUGUUGGUCAAGAUAUGAUGUAUCUAUUGGCUAGUCAUGAAGAUAAAGAGAAGUAUUCUCGCUAUCUUCUUAGAUCUUAUAUUGAAGAUAAUAGAAAGACAAAAUGGUGCCCUGCACCUGGUUGUGAAUUUGCAGUUGAGUAUGUAAUUGGCUGUGGAACCUAUGAUGUUUGCUGCAAUUGCUCAUAUGGCUUCUGUUGGAAUUGCACCGAGGAAGCCCAUCGGCCAGUUGAUUGUGAUACAGUGGCAAAAUGGAUCCUGAAAAACAGUGCUGAAUCUGAGAAUAUGAACUGGAUAUUGGCAAAUUCAAAACCCUGUCCUAAGUGCAAGCGUCCAAUCGAGAAAAACCAAGGAUGCAUGCAUAUUACAUGCACACCUCCUUGUAAAUUCGAGUUUUGCUGGUUAUGUCUUGGUGCAUGGUCAGAACAUGGGGAAAGGACUGGUGGUUUUUACGCCUGUAACCGUUAUGAAGCUGCAAAGCAGGAAGGAGCGUAUGAUGAAUCUGAAAGGAGAAGAGAAAUGGCUAAAAAUUCUUUGGAAAGAUAUACUCAUUACUAUGAACGUUGGGCAACUAAUCAGUCAUCAAGGCAAAAGGCACUGUCAGAUUUACAUAGCAUGCAAAAUGAUAAGCUUGAGAAGCUGAGUGACCGGCAAAGCCAACCUGAGUCGCAGCUCAAGUUUAUCAUAGAAGCCUGGUUACAGAUAGUUGAGUGUAGGCGGGUGUUGAAAUGGACAUAUGCCUAUGGUUUUUACCUUCCUGAGCAUGAACAUGCAAAGCGGCAGUUCUUUGAAUAUUUGCAAGGUGAGGCUGAGUCUGGAUUGGAACGUCUUCAUCAAUGUGCAGAGAAGGAGCUCCAAGUAUACCUUGAUGCAGAAACUCCAAUGAAGGAUUUCAAUGAUUUCCGCACUAAGUUAGCUGGCUUGACGAGUGUGACUCGCAACUACUUUGAAAACCUAGUCCGAGCCCUGGAGACUGGUUUGAAGGACGUUGGUUCUUCCAAUAGCCAGGCCACGUGCAGUAAAACUUCAAGCUCUAAGGGUUUGGGCUCAAAAGGAAAGGGCGGCAAGUCUAAAGCAACAGGAAACAGCUCCAGAUUAGCUGGUCCCAGUCACAGCUUGGAUGAGGACAAUUUCUGGUCCUGCGAUCACUGCACCUAUGCCAACCACAAAUCCGCCAAGGCAUGCCAGAUGUGCGAGCAUCAGCGAUAAAACACUGUGAGAGUGCCUUCCCAAUGCCACUUUCAUCUGUCUAUAAGGAAACAUUUCAAGUUAUUCGGUUGGAUCUGGUUCUGUGAGCAUUCCACAGGCUAGUGCCCAUGAUCUUUUAGGUUAUUUGCACAUUGCAAGAAGGGCUAUGAAAUAACAGGAAACAUACUAGGAGGAGAGGAAAAAUGAGACAAAGAAAACAGUAUCUUCCUGUACGUUUGUUAAAUUAUGUGCUGAUAGUUUCAUUGCAUGUUUAUUGUAUAUUAUAGAUAAUAUAUAUGUAUAUUUGCAAUGGUGCCUCUUUUCUAAA
Messenger RNA from Zingiber officinale, 2379 nucleotides. RefSeq names its product probable E3 ubiquitin-protein ligase ARI8. Gene Ontology annotation, molecular function: ubiquitin conjugating enzyme binding; zinc ion binding; ubiquitin protein ligase activity. The transcript has 15 exons. Gene Ontology annotation, cellular component: cytoplasm; ubiquitin ligase complex. The record is from RefSeq and is a predicted model, not a curated record. Lineage: Eukaryota; Viridiplantae; Streptophyta; Magnoliopsida; Zingiberales; Zingiberaceae. Bases 309 to 2072 code for a protein of 587 amino acids. Gene Ontology annotation, biological process: ubiquitin-dependent protein catabolic process; protein polyubiquitination; positive regulation of proteasomal ubiquitin-dependent protein catabolic process.